Molecule: messenger RNA, 3252 nt
Organism: Chironomus riparius
Lineage: Eukaryota; Metazoa; Arthropoda; Insecta; Diptera; Chironomidae
Source: the annotation of a GenBank genome assembly
GAAUAAAAUAUAUUAGACGUCUUAUGUUGCUGCUUGUUUACACGUAUUCGACGGUUCUGUGUGCUGUCAUGCGCAGUAAUUUCUAGUCGAAAAUUAAAAUUUUUUUUGAUAAGAUAUGAAUGAUGCUCGCGGCAUAAAAUAAUUCUUAAUAAUUGAUUAUAAAUUGAGUUCAGUGAUAAGGAAAGGUGUUAGAUAGCGUAAAUUGAUCAUUGGAUUGUGGAAAUUGUCAAAAAGGCAAAUAAAUAGAGCCAAAUAUUGUGUUAAAAAAGAAUAAAAAAAAAGUGAUAAGAGUGUCAAUAUAAUAAUUUGGUGGAUUUAAGCGAUAAAAUUAUCAUAAGGAAUAUCAAUCAUGGGAAAUAUACACACUGUAGGACCAAAUGAAGCUCUCAUAGUUUCAGGUGGAUGUUGUGGAUCAACACGAAAGCGAACAAUUGUCGGUGGAUGGGCAUGGGCAUGGUGGUUGGUAACAGAUGUUCAAAAGCUUUCCCUCGAAGUGAUGACACUCAAUCCAAUGUGCGAAAUGGUAGAGACAGCACAAGGUGUUGCUCUUACUGUCACUGGUGUCGCUCAAGUUAAAAUCAUGAAGAUGAUGAACGUGUAUUAUUUUCAUCACCAGGCGGACGAACUCUUGGGUACGGCUAGUGAGCAGUUCUUGGGCAAAUCGGUGAAGGAGAUCAAGCAAACAAUCCUACAGACAUUGGAGGGACAUUUGCGCGCUAUCUUAGGAACUCUUACGGUCGAAGAGGUAUACAAAGACCGCGACCAGUUUGCGGCCCUAGUACGCGAGGUUGCCUCACCUGAUGUGGGACGAAUGGGCAUCGAGAUCCUUUCGUUCACGAUUAAAGAUGUUUAUGAUGAUGUACAAUAUUUGCAAUCGCUUGGUAAAGCCCAAACGGCUAGUGUUAAACGUGAUGCCGAUUCCGGUGUUGCAGAAGCAAAUCGAGACGCUGGAAUUCGUGAAGCUGAAUGUGAGCGAGCAGCUAUGGAUGUAAAAUAUGCCACAGACACCAAAAUUGAGGACAAUGCUAGAAUGUUCAAACUUCAAAAGGCCAAUUUCGAUCAGGAAAUCAAUACGGCGAAAGCUGAGUCUGCGCUUGCCUAUGAAUUGCAAGCGGCCAAAAUUCGCCAAAAAAUUCGUAAUGAAGAAAUCCAAAUUGAUGUUGUUGAGCGCAAGAAGCAAAUUGAAAUUGAAUCUCAAGAAAUCAUGAGAAAAGAUUGCGAGUUGACAUCAACAGUCAAAUUACCGGCUGAAGCAGAGAGUUACAAAGUUCAAACAAUUGCUGAAGGUAAACGAACACAAACAUUGGAAGUUGCACGCGCUGAGGCGGAAAAGAUAAGGAAACUUGGAGCUUCUGAGGCUUUGGCUAUUGAACUCGUUGGUAAAGCCGAAGCAGAAAGAAUGAGAAUGAAAGCAGCCGUCUACAAACAAUAUGGUGAUGCUGCUAUCAUGAACAUCGUCCUUGAGGCCUUGCCUAAGAUUGCCGCUGAAGUUGCCGCACCACUCGCUAAAACAGAAGAGAUUGUUCUCAUCGGUGGUAAUGAUAGUACAACAUGUGACAUAACACGUCUCGUAGGUCAACUACCACCAGCUGUUAGUGCAUUGACAGGUGUCGAUUUGUCAAAAGUUUUGGGAAAAAUCCCCGGAGCUAAAGUCCAAAAUUAAUAUGUGGAAGUCCAUCAUGAAGGCGCUUUUGAUUCACUUUAACAACCCGUUUAAAAAAACACAUUAUUAUUCAACUUUAAUUUAUAUUUUUUCUUGUUUUUGUUUGUUUAUUGAGAACUUUUAGUUGAUUUCAUCUUAAGUAAACGAUAUUUUUGGAAUUUAUUUUCAAAUGCAUUCGAUAUUUUGGAAAGGAUAAUGCAUGCGGGGUAAACAAAAUUUAUUAUGCGGAUAAAGAUCUAAAUCUACUUAUUGAUAUUCAACAACAAAUUUAUUAUACAAACGUUAAUAAAUUAACAAAUUUUUUACUCUUUAUUUCCUAUACGUAUUACGUCUACAAAUAUCUACAAAAUAUGUACAAUUUUUAAUCAGAUCGGGUGGAGGAAGGAAAACAUUUAAGGCAUUUACCUAAGAUGAAAAUCUGCUUUUAUUUUUGUUCAGAGUUCACAUUCAUUGGAUAUGAAAAUAAUAUUAUUAUUAUUAUUAUAAUUAAUUAAGAAAUGGAUAAAAAAAGAUAAUGAGAAAUAUUGUACAUCAAAGAUAAUACCUAAAAUUAGGAAAAAUAGUUUUUUACUACUUAGACUACAUUAUCAGAUAUGAUGGAAAUUUUCUGUUGAAAUUUUGAUGAAUGGGAAAUUUUCAAUUUAAUUUUAAUUAAUAAAAUAGAAAAUUUGAAUUUAUUUGCUGUAAUUUGCUUUUAUACAGCUCAUUUCUGGCUUAUGCUUGAUUGAUACUCACCACUAUACUACCGAGGAUAUAAACUGCCAUAAUAUUUUCAGGCGUUUUGCCAAGUUAUGGAUUUUUAUCAGUUAUUAUGUGUCGUUUGAAGCUAGUUUGUGUCAUAUUUGUCACUUACUCUGGCAGAUGAUUGAUUCAGCAAGGUUAAGACAUUUAAAUGUGUUAGAUUCUUGUUACGCUUGGAUUGUUAGGCUAUAGGAUCGAUAAAUACUCCGAUUCUAAGAACAACCUUAGCAAAUGUUAUCAUAUUCAAAAAGAUGAUCGAAAAAACUUUGUUUUGAGUAUUUUUGUUCAUGAAUUGGAGCCAUCGAUCUUAGUCUUACCGAUUAGAAUCUUUAAGUUUACUUAAAACUCAAGAAGAGAUUAUCAGUCAUCUUUUAGGAACAAGAUAUUCAGAAAUCCUUAAUUUUCAGUAAGAUAGAUGUUAAGUUAAUAGAUCUAAACAUUAUUUACGAUCCAAUAAAUUUCCUAUUCACAAAAUUUCAACAAUCUCCUCCUUUUUCUCCGAUCAUGUCUGCAACAAAACUAACAAAAAAAUGAAUAAUGAUAGAAGUAUUUAGAUUAAUAAUGAGAAAUGAAAAUCUUUCUUUCUUUUUUGAGUUACACAACAGAUGGAAAUAACAAUCAAUUUCUACUUUUUAUUUUAUUUUACAAUAAAAAAAUCGUCUCUUUUUAAAUGAAAGAAACAUUUUCAUCCGAAACGACCAUAGCCAAUAGUCGAUUAAAACAAAUUACCGAAACGAACAUUUUCACUUACAUGCACUUACAAUUUUAUUUUUUAAAAAUUUCUAAUAUUUAAUAAGGAAAUUUGUUUAUACAAAGAACCGUUAAUGAAAAUAAAUCGAUGAAAAUUU